UAAGCAUUUUCAAAAAAAAAAAAAAAGUGAUGGCAUUUUCGUGAAUAAUCUGAACUUUAGAGGUGAAAGAGGCAAGUCAAAGUUCCAAAAAAAACAAGGGUUAGUUUUUUGUUGGACUUCAAGUUUUGAAUCAUAUUUGCAAAAGCCCAUUAAUUAAUAUGUUAUUUUAUAAAAAUAUUUAAAUUUUUAAGUAAGAUUUUGUUAGAUUUUUUUUCAACAGAUUUUGUUAUAAUUAAAAAAUAUUUAAAUUUAUAGUUGGUUUAUUAUUAAUGUAAAUAAUCAAAUUUGUCAUAUUAACUAAUUUUUUAAGUGGUCCUACUAUGACUCAUUAAUGGUAGAUUAAAAUAAGACCCUAAAUUAAUAGAUUAGAUAAACAUCAAACAUGAAAAAAAAAUACAAAAGAAAAAUUAACCAGAUUUCAAUCAUUUUUCAUAUAUUAUCAAGUGUUUGAGGCUCUGAGCCAAUCUCGUCCAAAGGGGUCUAUUAGGAACAAUAUAUGUAUGAUUGGGGUAUGUGUACAAAACAAUAUUUUUCUUUAUUUCUAAAUAUAUAUAUAUGUUUUCUUUUAAAAGCUGAUUUAUUAUGAUAUUACAAUUAUGAGAAAGAUUACAUAGACGAUUCGACAACCGACAAUACUACCUGCCUUAUAAGGAUCUAUGCCUAACUGCAUCACCUGAGCCGUCCUACUACGCCUGCCCAGAUUUACUUGCACCAUGUUGAAGAUCUCUUGUAAGCUUUUCUUCCGUAGUUUGCAUGAUUGUUUAAUAAAUCGCUUUCUUCGGGAAUUGAAACAUGGACCUCUAUAAAGCGCAAUCUACAAGAGAUUGUAUAGCCUGAGAUUCGAACCCCAGACCUGGGUGUAGAAACCUUUAAACCUUAACCACUAGGUCACGGUGCUUCCACAAUAUAUAUAUAUAUACGCUUUAACAAAUAGAAAAUUCAUUUAAUCCCAAAACCGUAAAACCUGAUCGUAGAUGUUCAAUGGAAACCUUAACAAGCACCAUACAACUCCCAGAGGCGAUACUAGCAGAGAUUCUAGCAAGGUUACCCUUGAGAAGCAUCUCUCGAUUCAAAUCCGUUAGCAAAACAUGGAAAUCAACACUCGAGUCCGUGUAUUUUCGACGUCUAUUCGUGUCUCUCCACAAAAACUCCUCUCCCGCUUGGUCUCUAAUAUCAUGCGAAGGAAAAGAACUGAUAGGGUUCCAUGGAUGCAAGACAUGGGAUCUUCCCAAGUCUCUAGCUUCUUACAUCCCACUUUCUCUUCAAUACUAUACGGCUUCUUCCAACGGUUUGGUUUUGCUUGAAAGACAUUGUUCUGAUGAUUAUAGCUGCUAUGUGGGCAAUCCAGUUUUACAACAAUGGGUCAAAAUCCCUCCGACAGAUGUUAACUCUCGUGUGGUUGGUUUAGUGACUCGUGUAGACAAGGAUGGUGUCGUUUUGGACUUCAAAGUUGUUAGGUUAGCUUCACUGAAAACAAAAUAUAAUAUCUCGUGUAGUUUGAGUAUGUGUAUUUAUUCCUCUGAGACAGGGGUUUGGACUUCAAAGAUCGUUCACUGCUCUAUUCUAGUCUUUUUCCUCCGUACUGAGACUCUGAACGGUACGGUUUACUUUAAAUGUCGCGACGAUCGUCUUAAAUCUGAAGUACUUGUCUCUCAUGAUUUAUACUAUCAAUGUCGGGUUGUACCUUUCCCAGUACCUUUGAAUCACAACGACUGCCACGACGUCUUGACAACAUCAGGAGGUUUUAUCAUGUAUAUCAGAAAAUUAGGUCAAAAGGAUGAAACUAUUUUCAAGAUUUGAAGAUUGAACAAUCAUGAAUCUUGGUAGCUUUUGUGGGAGAUGCCUAUCAUUGAUUAUUAUUUUUUACUUGUGGCUAUGCAUCUCUUUGAUAGUGAUAUUUUUUAUCUACGGUGUUUUAAUAACUGUCAUUUGGUACAAUGUAACUUGCGGACAGCAAAAUGAGAGAAUACUUGGAGAUGAAGAUAAAGAGAAAAUUACAUUGGAAGACACAUUUCAUCUUUUCAAUUACAUUGACAGGCACAUUGUGCUUGUAGCACACUUUAUGCUUGUUGUUUGUCUGUUUUGUCCUUCAACUAAACUUUAAUUUUCUUACUUUUUCUUUAAUUAAAUGGCUGAAAAUAAAAUUAAAAAGAACAAAUUAAGACUAUCUCUCUCUUCACGCACUUCCAAGUUCUGGUUUUAGUGAAAAUCCAAGAUCUCAUCUUUUGCAUAAUAUCGACGGACGACAAACCAGACGAUUUCUGGUGGCGUGUGGAAUAUGGAUUGAGGAUCAGCUUUCCGAGGUGUUAAUUGUAUAACUCAACAAUGGAUUCCGCAAACUCGAAUCGUUCUUCCUGAGUUAACUCGGAAUUCAUGGUGAUGAAGAUCUCAAGAAUUAUAUAGACUGAUGGCAAUACUGUUCGAGUGACAUAGUGGGGAACAUGCGUUCAUGCCAAGUUCUGUUAUGACGAUUAAGAUGGGUAUUGAGCGCUGGAAAAGAUCCCUGAAAUAGUGGAUGUGGAAUCAGUUCCAGAUUAAGAAAAUAGCCUUGAACUCAAUAACGAAAAACAUUGAAAAAUAGGUUUUUGGUACAAGCUAUUUAUUGCUUAAGUUCUGUAUGUACGUGUACUUUUGUGCUAUCAUUUGCUCAACUCUAUAUUUUUUGGGUCAAACACUGUUAUUUUGAGCCUUGAACUGAAUAACAAAAACAUCAAAGCUUUAGAUU
This is a messenger RNA of Brassica napus (rape), 2725 nucleotides long. Its product is annotated as F-box protein At3g26010-like. NCBI's taxonomy places the organism in Eukaryota, Viridiplantae, Streptophyta, Magnoliopsida, Brassicales, Brassicaceae. The record is from RefSeq and is a predicted model, not a curated record. Gene Ontology annotation, molecular function: protein binding. The transcript has a single exon. The coding region runs from base 982 to 1800 and encodes 272 amino acids.